Messenger RNA from Mytilus trossulus (common blue mussel), 771 nucleotides. RefSeq names its product E3 ubiquitin-protein ligase TRIM71-like. The record is from RefSeq and is a predicted model, not a curated record. The transcript has a single exon. The coding region runs from base 1 to 771 and encodes 256 amino acids. Gene Ontology annotation, molecular function: zinc ion binding. NCBI's taxonomy places the organism in Eukaryota, Metazoa, Mollusca, Bivalvia, Mytilida, Mytilidae.
AUGGCUCAAGUUGCGUCUAUAACAUGUGAAGUUUGCGUGAGUGCCCCUGGAUCACAAUACUGCAUAGACUGUGAAGAAUACUAUUGUGAAAAUUGUAAGUUGCUACAUAAUAGACAGAAGUUAUCGAGAAACCACCAGUUUCAAAAAGCGUCCGACCUGAUCCCGGAAGGGAAAUCUAAAUGUAGUGAACACAAAGAAGAAUUAACGUUAUUGUGCAAUGCAUGCAAUAUACCAGCAUGUACCAGUUGUGUGACAGGAAAUCACAAAGGGCAUACAUUUUCCAAAUGGAUCGAUGCAAUCACGAAAAUACAAGUGGAAAAUGAAAAGAAAAUUCGUGCCAAGAUAAAUGAGGCAAAUCAAAAUAUUAUAAAGAUUGAGAAUAGCGUGAAGUCGUUUGAUAAUUCCGUUGAAUCUGUUAUAAAGGCCAUCAACAAUGAAGGAAACAUGAUGAAGCGCAUGGUUGAUGAAUCCGUAGCUAACAUGAUUGCCUUGGUAAAAGAACAAACCAAGAGGGAGAAGGACAAGCUGAUGAAUAUGUUGUUUGAUGCUAAAUCUGUACUUGCUGCUGGGCAGAACGUUGAUAAGAGAAGAACAGGUUUAGAUAAAACGAGGCAGGAUGGAACAAUGGUAAAACAGCUGCAAAAUCUGAAAAGAGAAAUUAACAAGCUACGUAUUAAGCCCCUUCUGGAGUUUCCAAAUAUAUCCUUCAGUCCCAAAUAUCUAGUUGAAGAUAAUAUGAGGCAACUUUUAGGUACAUAUACUCUAAGGUAA